Messenger RNA from Dufourea novaeangliae, 1016 nucleotides. RefSeq lists its product as uncharacterized. The coding region runs from base 200 to 883 and encodes 227 amino acids. The transcript has 3 exons. Lineage: Eukaryota; Metazoa; Arthropoda; Insecta; Hymenoptera; Halictidae. The record is from RefSeq and is a predicted model, not a curated record.
AUAUUAACUUAGAAAUAAUUCUAAACGUUUAUUGACACUGACAUACCAAUAAAGUGGUAAUCACCUUUUAUUUUAUUGGGCAAUACUAUACUUUGCUCAACUCAGAUUAAAAGCUUAACAAACUUUCGGUGAAUGUGUUGAGUGCCCUUUGUUGGGCACAAAAAACACCGUGAAAAUUGCGUAUAUUUCACGAGAAGAUAUGCCAGACAGCGGUGCUGUUUAUCAACCCACAACGGUGGGUUAUACAUACGACAGCGGAGGUGAUGGUGCAGGAGGUGGCGGUGGGUUAAGAAGUGGUUUCUGGAGGAUUAUAUCCAGACACAAACUCAGCUCUAAAAAAUGGUUCGAAUGGGUAUUGCUUUCGGUUGCUUUAUCGUUUUUUGUUGCUGGUUUGACGACCAUGCUGGUCAGCUUAGUAUCAGAUGACACGUCACAGGGAAAUAAAACAGAGAUAAAGCUGGAUGACCAUCCAACAACAUCAACAACAAAUGUAGAAGAACACGUUGAAGAUGCUGCAAAAGGUUCUAUAGCAUUAGGUGCUGGUAUGAUGCUGGUCGGACUGCUGUUAGGCUUUAUUUGGGCUUGGCUUCGCUUCGUUCGCCGUGGCAAAUCUCCAAGAAGUGGAAUGGUUGGAAGUAGUGGUCAGAUGUUGGGCGGUUUGAAUCCAUCGACUGACUUGCUGGUGGGUUCCACUUCGCAGUACGGGCCAGUACUCACGGAGCUGCCGAGUCACCUAAAGCUGAAGCAGUCAAGUUCGCAUGACACUCCGGCGAUACCCCUUUCUGAUCAAGAAGAAGAGACUCGUACUCUAAUGCAGGAUUCUACGAUUCCUCCAACUGUUUCUAUCGGCCCUAAUACUAUCGCUAAUCAAAUUCCAGGUUGAGUAAAAAGGUUAAUUGCAUCAAUGUGUAGUAAGAAUACACAAGAAGGGCCCUGUUUUAAUUUCAUGCGAACCAACCUGAAUUGCAGUCCCUGCCAUUUUGCCACUUACUUGAUUUUUGUAUGAACAAAAUAUU